GAUUUUAGUUCGGCUUGUUGUUUCGUGGUCUCCGCCAUUUUGCAGUUGCGAUAGAAAGGUGAAAAUCUCGGUAAAUGUAUGGUUUUCGAGUGUGGUUUUAAGAUUUAAGUGACGUGCAGUGUUGCUUGUAUGUGUUGUGAAGAAAACCAUUCAAUAAUGGAUCAGAUAUGACGCAUCCAAACUUUCAAACUAACGGAGCUAGUUUAGAAGACUGCCACACUAAUUUCUUUGCCUUGACUGAACUCUCCGGUAUAAAAUGGCGUAGGCUCGUAUGGAGCGAGGCGGCGGAGAGGGUCGGAGGCCAUGGUGCCGCCUCCGUUGGCGAGCCUCUCGAAGACCCCGUGCUGCGGAGUUACGCACGAUGUCUCGCCGCGGACAUACUGUGCGUGUGGCGACGCGUGUCGACGCCGCGCGCCGAGGACCCCUUCGAACUGGGUCCGACGCCGGCUCAGCCGCCGCCACCACUGAGCCUGGCGGCUUCCAAGGAGCUGUGGAUCUUCUGGUACGGCGAGGAACCGGACCUGAACGAGCUGGUGGCGCCCGAGCUGAAUAUGCCCGAUUGCGUCCAAGGAUCAUGGGAAUCCGGCCUGUCGUACGAGUGCCGAUCGUUGCUCUUCAAGGCGCUUCACAACCUGAUCGAGCGCUGCUUGCUGUCGCGCGACUUCAUCCGCCUGGGCAAGUG
This is a messenger RNA of Leptinotarsa decemlineata (Colorado potato beetle), 682 nucleotides long. RefSeq names its product mediator complex subunit skuld (gene skd). Gene Ontology annotation, molecular function: transcription coactivator activity. NCBI's taxonomy places the organism in Eukaryota, Metazoa, Arthropoda, Insecta, Coleoptera, Chrysomelidae. Gene Ontology annotation, biological process: positive regulation of transcription by RNA polymerase II. Gene Ontology annotation, cellular component: mediator complex. The record is from RefSeq and is a predicted model, not a curated record.